Messenger RNA from Chara braunii, 1465 nucleotides. Lineage: Eukaryota; Viridiplantae; Streptophyta; Charophyceae; Charales; Characeae. The record is from the annotation of a GenBank genome assembly.
GGCUUCGCUAAGCUUGUCUGAGAUGGCAUCGAACGUUUCUAACAUGGCUGAUAACAGGAGCUGUUAUAACUGUGGUCAACGUGGCCAUACUUCAUGUUUUUGUCCUCAUCCUGAUCGGAGGUUACAGGGUGGACAGUCUAAUAGUUUGGCGAUAGUUCCUGCUCAACCAAUUCCUACUUUUCCACCUAUUAUUAAUUCUCAGACUAAUGUUGGUACGGCGGCGCCUGCAUAUCAGAGUUACUCGAAUGGUGGUGGAUGGCUUGGGAAGCGUGUCAGCUCCCUCGAGGAGAUCGUGGCGGAGAUCAAGGUUAAACAUGAUACCGACAAGGCGCGUGAGCAGGCGACGCGCGAGGAGGAGGAGAAUAAGAAGCGAUUAAGUGAGGAGGAGGAGAAGAGGGCGCGUGAUAAGACGGAGAGGGGAGAGUUUCAGGCUCAGAUGAACAGGGAGGUUGGGUUGAAGUUAGAUAAAGUAUAUGAGGCUGUCAAUGUCAAGAAGAACGAAAGUAAUGAUGAACUUACGAAACAGAAGGCGAGAAUUGAGGAGUUGCAGCAGAAACACUGUGUAGCGAGUACAUCUACUGGAGUUCCUAAAGCAACAGUGGGUGGUGAGGAGGUGAUCCGGCUUCGCCGUGAGCAGAUUGAGCUACGAGAGGCUUUGAAUAAACGUUUUGCGGCCCUAGAAGAAGUCAUUCGUGCUUUGCAGCGGCAGUGUGAGGAUGCGGAGGCGAAUGCGGAAGUCUGGAAAGCUGAAGCCCUUCGCCUAGGAAACAAACGUGGAGGUGUGGUGAUUGGGGUUUCACCGGUUCCUCACAGCAGGGUGAGAUCACGGGUGACUCCUGCUAUGACACCCAACUCGACGUUGAAGGUGGAUGAGCGACUGAAAGGAGUUGUGGACAGACACCAGAUGGAGGUUAACGUGCUGCAGGAUAUGCGUUUGAAAGAGGUCAAUGCAAGGAAGCAAAUGGAGAAGGAGGUUGAGAAAAUGAAGGAGGAGAUGGCUAAGAUGCAAAUGCAGAACCGGGUAAUGACCCAAAGUAAUCUCAAGGCUCGUCUUGAUGAGGCAGCUGUGCAAUUGACGAGGAAGGCCGGGACCGGUAAAGAGAAAGUGGUUCCCUCUUUGACCGUUAAGGAAAAGGCUACCCCGGCUCCCCUUGACAGUAGAGAAGUUUUUUUGCGGAAGGAGAGCAAGGCAUUGCGCGGUAUGAAGAAGGAGGAGAUAAUGACUAUCUGCAGUAAGGAAGAUAUCACGUACACUACUCUUGAACCGACGAAAGAAGAGAUUGCGCAAAAAAGAACGACAUUAAUCUUUGACACCGACGAAGGUAAUGUUGACAAAGGGAAAGAGGUGUCGGUAUUCGAUGUUACCGAGGAUGGGGAGAAUGAUUCUGAAAAUGACGGGCGUGAAUCCGCGGCUUCUUAGGAUCAUGCCCGGACGUGACUUUUUUAUGGAGUAUUGUGCGACUCU